ACCAGCAGUAGCAGCAGUGACAGUGGGGGCAGCAGCGAUGACGAGGACGAAGAGGAUUGGAGCGGCGCCGACAGCGGGUGCGCCGCCAAGCGCCGCCGCUCGGAGGGUGCUGUCAGGGGCGGCGCGCGCAAGCGCGGCGGCGGGGGCGGCGGGAACUACAGGAGGAGCGGCGGCAGCGGCGGCGACGGCUUGACCAGCGACACUACCAAUAAGGGAGAAGAGGAUGGGGACGGCGCUGGGGCCGCCGGCCCCAAACUCGCUCGCGGCCGCCGCCGGAGCGGCGGCACAUCCGGCCGCGGCGGCAGCGGCGGCGGCGACGGCGGCGGGGCCGACGGCGGCGGUCGCGGGCGUGGGCGGGGGCGCGGGCGGGGCAGGGCCAAAGAGGCGCGCAAGCCUGCCAGAGUGGUCGAGGGGGAUGAGAGAGCUGAGGCGGCAGGGGCAGGCGGCGGCAAGACGGCACACGUGCCGCCGGCGGUGCUGCAGAGGAUACAGAAGAUGCUGGCGCUGGCGAU
Messenger RNA from Monoraphidium neglectum, 512 nucleotides. RefSeq lists its product as hypothetical. The transcript has a single exon. The record is from RefSeq and is a predicted model, not a curated record. NCBI's taxonomy places the organism in Eukaryota, Viridiplantae, Chlorophyta, Chlorophyceae, Sphaeropleales, Selenastraceae. The annotation marks the transcript as partial.